AAACAAUGAUUCCUCCGGGGGAAUGCCUCUAUGCUGGGAGGAAAAGGAGGAAACCCAUUCAGAAACAAAGGCCUGCAGCUGGAAAUGAAAAAUCAAAUCCUUCAAAGAGGCACAGGGACCGCCUGAAUGCAGAACUAGACCACCUGGCCAGCCUCCUGCCUUUCCCACCCGACAUAAUAUCCAAGCUGGACAAGCUGUCUGUGCUGCGCCUCAGUGUCAGCUACCUACGAGUCAAAAGUUUCUUUCAAGCCAUUCAAGAAAAGCACUUUAAGAAGCAGGUUGGUCAGACAAUAAAAGAAGACAAUGUAUCUAACAAGACUGCUGUCCAAGAAGGCGGACUUCUACUAGAGUCGCUGAAUGGUUUUGCAUUGGUGGUGAGUGCAGAUGGAAUGAUAUUUUAUGCGUCAUCAACGAUUGUGGACUACCUAGGGUUUCAUCAGACUGAUGUAAUGCACCAAAACAUAUAUGAUUACAUUCACGUUGAUGAUCGCCAGGAUUUCUGUAGACAGCUGCACUGGGCCAUGAAUCCUCCUCAGAUGUUGUCUGGACAGCAAUUACAGACAGAAACAGGAGAAGAAUAUAUUCUCAGUAAGUUGUUUAAAGCACAAGAGAAUGACAGCACGACAACAGAUUAUUCUUCCUUCUUAACUCGUUGUUUCAUCUGUCGAGUUCGCUGCUUGUUGGACAGUACUUCUGGCUUCCUCACAAUGCAGUUUCAAGGCAAACUGAAGUUUCUUUUUGGACAAAGGAAGAAGUCCUCAUCGGGAGCAGUAUUACCGCCUCAGCUGUCCUUAUUCUGCAUAGUGGUACCACUUCUUCUCCCUUCUGUGACAGAGAUGAAGAUGAAAAGCCUACUUGUGAAAGCAAAACACAAAGCUGAUGAUGCAGCAGUGAAUACAAACUCCAGUUCCAAAGGCAAUCCGGGUCUGUGUGAAGCAGAAGAAUUAUAUGGAAGAAAUAGUCAUCAUGAAGGUGCAGCUUUCACUAAUGUAUUACAGAUUACUGAAAACCAAUUCAAAGCGAAGAAUAAUGGAGAAAAUGGCAUUUCUCUAGUCAAAGUACAAACAAAUGAAGAUCACUGGGUCUGGGUUCAAGCUAACACUCAACUUCUGUAUCGAAGUGGUUGUUCAGAAUAUGUUGUUGCCCAACAGCAAAUGCUGAAGGAAGAAGAUGAACAACUGAAGAUACCAAACAGUUUUGCCAGUUUGAAAGGAAACCUGGAGGGACUUUCCUACAACAGUGCCAUUGAAACCCUGGGCCAAUUGAAGCAUCUCAACUGGACAGCAGUAAAAAAUGAGCAAGAUAAUGUAAAAGUGAAGUUUGAGCCUCAUACGAAUGGUGAGUGUUUCGUGCAGGAGGAAUCUCUCAGUUCUAAUACACCAGUUUUAGGCGUUCAAAACAACUGCACCACAAACAGUAGCUGGACUUACAGAAACUCAAGCUCUUGUUCUGUAAAUCAGCGAAUGAAUGCAUGUUCAAACAGAAGAGCUGGAUCAUUCUACAACAGAGACCAAAAUUUCUUAAAUUUAGCAUCAACUUGUCCUUCCCACUGGGGUAGUGCAGAAAAUUGCCAGUCUUACUCAGGCUUACAGCAGCGUGCUGUGGAGAACUAUGCUACAGACCACCUGAAACUGCAGAGAUCAUUAAUAUCCUCGGAGUCUCUCUAUGAUGCAGCAUUUCCUUUGGAUAUGCCUAUCAAAACAGAAUAUGAUUCUGAUUCUGAAAACAUUGCUGAUAACUACCCAGUGCCACAAAACCGAGCCUGGCUGGAUGAGAACGGCGCCAUGAGGAAGCAGGUGUUCAGCUAUCCCAAUAGGGUGCACCUUAAAACAGAACCGGACCUCUGUCAGCAAGCUUCACCUUGCCAGAAGCCAAGGCACUGCCUUUACACACCACAUAACUGGCAAUGCAUUGUAGCAAAUCAUCCCAGCAACCUCAAUCUGAACAGAUCUUGCAAGGGUUUGCGUAACAGAGAGGUGGCCCCGUUUUGUCCCCAGAACUCCUCCACCUGCUUGGAAAGCCUGUCCGAGCUGCCGCACACCGAGAGCUACGGCCAGUUCUACAGCUCUGCAUCAGGGGAGGAGAAGGAGCAGAGUAACGAGGUGUUUAAAAUGCCGUAUGAAUUUAAAAACCCUUGCUUGGUUCAAGCAAUCAAGCGUGAGCCCCUGGAUUCCCCACCGUUGUCCAACAGUGGGCAGAACAGAGCACACGUGAGCUUCCCUGAAAAUACAAUAGCAGGUCCUGUGCCUCAUAAAGCCACUGAAUGUACAUUCUUACAAUAGAUUUUAUAGCAUUGGGAAUAUUUAUAAUGUUAAAAGCAAGAAGAAAUUGUAGCUAAACUUCCAGUUGGGUUAAAUGAGUUACUGUAAUUAAAAACCAAUGGAAAGAUAUUAAGUGUGUGUGUGCAUGUGCUUCUGUGUGUGGAGAAAAAACAGACACAGAUGCACACUCACUCCCACACACGUCUUUACACAUAGCCAUUCUCUUAGUGCUCUUUGGAAAGAAAGAAAGACAAAACCUCAGAUACAGAAAAAUAAUCAGAAAUUAUUGCACAGGUGUACCUGCUAAUGUGUCUUCAUCAUUUUUCCUCUCCUGUCUGCAGUUCUGUAACAAGAUGUAGCUAUUUCUGUUUUUUGCCUUUGCUCUUUUUCCUCAAGCUGAUGCGAUGCCUCUGUGAAAAGACAAAAUGUUUAUGGUGUUCAGUGUGGCCAGGAGUUUACCUUCAGAGUUAUUCAUUUCUAUUUUUAGCCACGCUAAUAAGUAUCAGCUAUUCCUUUAUCUCAACACUGAGUUAAUGACAACAGGCAAGGGCUUCCCAAACACACAGAGUAUUCUUGAUUUAAAAGGACAGCAUUAAAUGAAAACAAAUAACAUUCACAAAAUGCAUUAGAAGUUAUUGCACUUCAAACUAAGUUUUUUCCUAUGUUUCCUAGGCAAUAAUAAUGCUUUAGUACACAUUUUUCCAGUUUAAAGACAUUAGCCUUUCAAGUUACUGUUUGAAAGACUGGACAAUAGGAUGUUAUCCACUUCUUUAAAUGAGUUACAAAAGGCUUCUAAAUGUACAUGAGAAGAAAAUAUUUCACCAGUUAUCUUCCUUGCCUUUACUUGUAACAUUAACAAAAGAAAUGCACUUUUAAAUGUCAUGGUAUCUCUUCGACUGAUAGCAGCCUGUUAGUCAUUGUCAUCUGACAUCAAAACUCAAGUCCCACACUAAGAUUAGAAACAUUUUUUAAAAAGCAUCCUCAUUUCAUCUCCUGAAGAAAAUCUUAAUCUCACUGAGAGACGACUGGAUUUAUGACUUUCAAAAGCACUUUGGUGCACUUCUGUGCUUUUGAAAACAGAUCCAUAUGCUUUCUUUUGAAGCCAGAUAGUCACGUAUUUCCAUUUAAAAAAAAAAUCUACAACUUCAGUUUUGGUUGUUGUAGUUUGACUCCUGCACUAAUUUUGUUUUAAAAUUGCACUGUUUCAACUUUAUAUCACCUUCAACUAUAUAAAACUCAUAUCAUUAAGAAAACAAACAGCUAGAUGUAUAUGUGCUUUUUUUGAAGAACCCCUAUAGUGAAUGUUUUAUUUUUCAGAAUGUUAUAAAUAAUUCUGAUGUCUUCAUUCCUUCUAGCUACCAUGGGUAUGGCUGUGCACAUGCCAGUGAAGUGGCAUAAAUUUCUCCCUAAUGCUGUAAGUGGUGUAAGUGCAGUUUUCAGGUAGGGGAAUAGUUUUGCACAGGGAGUGGCACCUGGGAGGCUGCUCUUCUCCAAGUCUGAUAGAAGUUACUGCCUGCACGUUAGAGUUGGCAGAAGUAAAUACACGCAUUCUUUGCAUGUCAGUUCAGCUUGCAAACAGUGGUUUGAUCUGAAAUGCUGCACUUUACACAGAAAUGAAACUUUUGAUGGUCAUCCUGCAUAAGGACAUAUUCCCAGCAAAAAGGCAAGAGUAGAUGAUAAGAAGGGCAAUAAUGUCUUACUGCAGCCCAAGUUAAUUCUGCCAUAGUCCAGCUGACCAAACUCAAGCCAAGAGAACAUCUCAUUUUUUUUUGUAUCUGAGAUGUAUCAGUUCCCUGCUGACUACAUACUGUCUCUUACUUGAGAUAGUCUUGAUAUCCUUGCCUUAACGCUUUCACCAGUGGGUACAAUGCAACAUCAGACCCCAUUCAGAGAUGAGGCUGUAAUGAAACCACAAUCUAGGAGCCCAAUCAUGCAAAUUGUUCUUGGUACUCGAGUGAGACGGUGAUAAAUCAGCGGAGCUGCACAAAGUCUGCCCUGUUGAUUCACUACCUACAAGAACAAAAGCAAAAAUGGGGUAGUGUAGAGAUAGGGCAGUAUGUGGCAAGUAGAGGACAUGCCGGCAUGAGUGCCAGAAAGCUGUUUGUUUAACUCCACUCUUGGACUCACCGUGAUAGUCCUUCGAGCACCCAGGCCUGCCUGGUUUAGCACUACCUUACACUUUCUCUUUUCAUUUGUAUUGAUGCAGUGUGACUGUAAAACACUACUAUCCUCAUCUGGAAAUGCUGAUGCCAUUUUGCACAGAUGUAAAUGGUCAUAGUGGGUGCAACGUUGUAGAGCACUGUGCCUCUGAGUGCCUUGUGUGUGCUUACAGAUAUGUCAUGGCAUAACUACAGAGGGAGAAUUAUACCAGCCCAACAGAAGUUCUCUAAAGUUCUUCUGAUACAGAAUAAAGUCUAUUUUGUUGACUUAUCGUAAUCUUCUGGUCUGUUUCAGCAGAGGUGACUUCUCAGGCUCCCAACAAAUCCAGUGACAUUUUACUCAUCCUAGUUGACAUUGUCAGAGUAGAUGAAACUUCUGCAUGUAAGAAAAUCUAAUCUGAUACAAGAAUGGCUUUCUUCCAGGACGACGAAUUAAGGUGUCACUUCAGAUGAGAUGUCACCUCCUAACUCCUCCCUGUGCAAAUGUGGUCAGAUUUCCUUCCUUAUCAUUCCAUAAAGUCUAAAUCCAUGAAAAACACAGGGUAAUUUACACUUAGGUCAUGUGUCACGUUUGAUUUUAGCCACGUAGUUUGUGGCCAAGUUGUUACUGCAGGUCUCACUUGAAAAAAAAAGUGUUAUCAGUGGAGUCUGUUCUGGGAAAAGUAAUUACAUAUGCAGCAGUCUUCUAAGUACUGUACUUAUUAAGAGAUGGGCAAUUUAUCGUACCUUUGGAAAAUUGAUGACCACUGUUGAUAGAAAAAAAAAAAAAGAUCAGUUUUGUUUAAGAACUUUGCAUAUUGCGCUAUUUGGGAAAAUAAAUGCUGAAAAACAAUUUCUUCAUAUCUGUUUUUAAAGAACAGGUAUCUGUCCUUCAUCCCCUCUGGACCAAAGUCUGACAUUGCAUUGUACCCUGUUAAAUUACCAGUGAUUUGAUGUUAUAAAACCUUUUUGUAUCCAGGCAUUAAUGAUCCUGUGGCACAGGAAGAAGACAGGGCAGUUGCUUUAAAUUGUUACUUUCUCUUUGUAGUGGUUGCUGUUUUGGUAUAAUUGGUACUAUUUUAAAAACUAACACUGAGAAUAAGUGUUUAAGAUGCUUCCAGUCAGUGAUGUUUGGCUUUUAUCCUUAAUAAGCUGGUAUUUAGAUCCUCCAAGCACAGCCCUAAGAUCUGUUUUAGGAGCUCCCCGGUGUCUUUAUUUUAACAACAAAAAAAUUCCCUUUUGUAGAAGAAAUGCCCAGUGAAAUGCUUGCAUGCUACAAACAUGGAGUUUUCAGGCUGAAAGAAAUGCAUUUCUUUUUCCAGUGUGCACAUGAUGCUUUCUAAGACCUGACUGACAAUAGCAUUCAAACUUAUUCAGCUGUAAAUUCUUCAGAGUUAGAGGCAGAACAGACUACUUAAUUCUGGUAUUCAGAGGUUUGGUGGUUUGUUUUCUUCAUUUUUUUGAAUUUUUGUGUGUGUGCGUGCGCGCGAUUUUUGUGUGUGUUUUUUGUAGUUGUCUGAGAGCGUAUCUGCCUCUGAGAUGUUACUUAGCCCACAGACACCAGAGAUUAUUAUCAGUGCUAAAGCUUGUUGCCUUCGCUGUGAGUUUGGCCUCAUUUAGCUGUUAGUGGGCAGCUGCACAGAACCUUGCAAAUACUGGUCCAAUUAAAGCACACCACUUAAACCGCCUGUUUUUACCUAAAAACCAGCCUGAUUUGAGCUAAGGGUAAAGUUGUACAGUAAAAAGAGUGGAUUUUCUUGACUCUUCUGAGGUUUACCAAGAUGCAGUUAACACCAGUGUCUGAAACUGGGGCAGACCUUCGCUGUAGGUAACACUAUUGAUUAUUUAGUUCAGACUCUUGGGAUACCAAAAUAGAACUUUGUUUUCAGAAUCUGAAGAGAGAGCAGUGUGUGCAAGGGGUGACCUGCUUUCAGUUGGUCCGCAGUCUGGAGAUUUAACUAGUGAAAGAGAAGAGCAAACAGCUAUACCUAAAUUCUUUGUAGGAUAUACUGACUUCCUAGUACUGGAUUAUAAUGUGUUAAUGUUUUCAUUGCCCUUGAUUAGAAGACAAUGAUGUAUUCUUGAAAUCCUUAGAACUGAGUCUCCUCUGGCUGGCUUAGGGAGGUCUGAUGUUUGUGUGUCAGCCAGUUCAGAAAGACUUCUUGUUAUGAUCCUUGAUAUAGUAUUAACAUUGACAGGGCAUGUGCAAUUCUCCUGGAAAUUCCCACUGCUUAAAAUACUUAAGUGGAAAGCAUCCAGCCUGAGGCAAGGAAUAGUCUCCGGGAUAGAUUCAGCUUCUGCUGCCUCAAAGCCCUGCUUAACUCUUUCUGUAGAAGCCAUAUUGGAACUUAAGUAGGGCAACCUCACCCAGGGUAAUUAUUUCAUAAAAGCCAUUAAUUUAUCUUAAAAAAUAGGAUAUUUUGAUUGAAAUCAUAAAAAUAUAUUAUUUCUUCUAUCUAUAAAUACAUAUAUUGCCUCAGGUAGUCACAAAAUAAACGCUUACUCAUUUUCUUUCAUUGGAGUGUCAUGUAACUAAGACCCCAGCUCAGUGAUAGAUGUAUAGAGUAUUUAAGUACUUUAUUUCUUUUCUUUCUGUUCACUCACUAGAAAAUAAGUUUCUUCUGGAUUUUCUUCCUAAGUCUUGUAAAAUCCUCUAUGAAAUCUCAUGCAUAACUGAAGCAGACUUCUGUAAUAUGUGCAGCAAGAUUAGAGGUUCUGCAGGUGGCCAUGCUCAGGCUGUAGCUACAAGGCUCUCAUUUAGCUGAAGAAGACUCAUAGAAGAAGGCUACCAGUAGCUUAUGUUCAUAGAUGCCACCAUCCUGACAAGUACACCUUUGUAUUCACGUGGCACAUAAUCACACAUUUCCCUAUAAUACUGUCAUAAAUACUUCCCUCCCCCUGCAGACAUACCAUGUCCAUUUCUUCUCUUUCUUCUCUCACUUAUCACAUUGUUUUUUUUUUUUCCUGUAGAGAACUGUGUUCUUUAUACUGGCUUCAGUGACAUUUUCUCAAAAUUGAUAUUCUUAGUUUUUAGAUUUGCCUUUGCUCAUAACGAACUGCUCUCAGAUAUCUGAAUUCUGAAGCAAGUCAAAUAUGACCAACAAUGUUCCCAAUUUUGUUGAAUACACAUUGAUAAAAUUUGACUGAGUUACAGGUUUUACCAAAUUAUAAGUUGUGUUGGGACGUAAAUUGAGAUAGAUUCCAAUUUAUUUGAAUUUAAUUUGAAUUUAGAUAGAAAUUCAAAUGUAGUUUGAAGUGCAUAUUUCAGUUAACAGCAGUGAACAAGAUCAUUAAUGACAGUGUUCGGGGGAAAGAGUAAAAAACUAUUACUAAGUCAAAUUUUGGGGUGAAGAAUCAUCACCUUGAGUGAUACGCUGCUGUCAAGGUGCUUUGUGACUACAGCAUUAAUUCUCUACACAUUGCCAGUAAUUCUGUGCUCCAGAAUCAUGUCUUUAUUUUUUUUUUGUUGAACUGAAUUUGUAAUUCUUCAACCUGAAAAUAAUUUAUUGAAAACAAGGGUUGAAGUAAUUCAGUGCUAGGCUAUGUUUCUCCGUCAGACUGGAAAUAUCACUCUUGGAGGCAUGCAGUGCUCCUCUUCCUUGCAUGGGGUUACUCUUUGAAACGGACAAAUUCAGUGUCUGCAUUAACACCCUUGCAGUUGGUCAUUGCCACUGAAUUGUCGCCUGGUGCCCUGGUUGUGCAGCCAGAAUUGGAAUCCCAGGAUUUCCUUGUUUUGACAGGGUUACAGUGACAGCUGUACAACAUUCAGAACUUCUGUUUCACACUUGUAUUGGUAGAAUUAUGGUAUUCCAGUACCUAAACGUGAGGAAAAUAUAAACACAUGGCAAAAGGCAAUGUAAAGAGCAUCAGCUGCAUAGCUAAUCUCAGUAAUUUCACUCAGUUAAUGAAAAGACUAUGUUAAAAAAAUCAGGUGAGGUUCUGGUCUGGAACUCUCCAUUUUGCACAGGAGAGCGUCACAGGUGUGUCACCACUGUUCUGCCUCUGUUUAGGUCACACCUUGGUCUCUCCCUUCCUUAUCCCAUUACUCUCCCUUCUGAACAUCUUCUUUUUUUCUUUUUUUUCUUUUCUUCUUCUCCUUCUCUUUUCCUUUUUCUCUUUUUCUCUUUUUCUCUUUUUCUCUUUUUCUCCUUUUCUCCUUUU
Molecule: messenger RNA, 8560 nt
Organism: Numida meleagris (helmeted guineafowl)
Lineage: Eukaryota; Metazoa; Chordata; Aves; Galliformes; Numididae
Gene: AHRR
Product: aryl-hydrocarbon receptor repressor
Exons: 10
Coding region: 6-2282 (758 amino acids)
Biological process (GO): regulation of transcription by RNA polymerase II
Cellular component (GO): aryl hydrocarbon receptor complex; nucleus
Molecular function (GO): nuclear receptor activity; protein dimerization activity; transcription cis-regulatory region binding
Source: RefSeq, a predicted model, not a curated record